Molecule: messenger RNA, 1155 nt
Organism: Aspergillus lentulus
Lineage: Eukaryota; Fungi; Ascomycota; Eurotiomycetes; Eurotiales; Aspergillaceae
Source: RefSeq, a predicted model, not a curated record
AUGCCCUCCAGCACACUCGACCUCUCCCAGAGGAUCCUCCGCAUUUCCCGGAGUGAUGAUACUCAUGGUUACGUGCUCCUCCAGGUCUCCCCCACCAGCUCUAAUGCCCUGGAUCUGGAUAUUGCUGCGACGGAGGGGGAGAACCCCUAUACUGGCACUGUGCGACAAACCCGCCUGAAAACUCUCUGCGCGAAGAACUACCGAGGUAGCGACGACGAAUGGGUUCAAAUUGUGUCAUAUGUUUUUGGUCAGCUCAAAGAACCCGUCCCAAAGUCCGAAAUACUCUCUGGAAUUGAAUCUUCGGCGAGUAUCAUCGAAUCGGGCGACGUUAGUAGGGAGCUAGUUAUCACGAUACGCAAACGAGUCCAAUCCAUCACACAAAGGCUGGGUUCUGUGACCCUAAGACAGAAUGAUGAACAGGCAAUUCAACUAUUCGAUUGGUCGGGUGCAGCUGUUGCAAGGGCAGAUACCCUUGCGGAACGUCUUUCCACUUUAACAGAUCGUUACCGCGCCGCCGAAAACGCAAUCCAACGACUCAACCAGCAGUUAGAAGAAUUCAUGAGCGCCAAGACCCAGCACGAUGAGUUACUGAUGGCCAAUUUCGUGCAAUUGUUGAAUGAGAAGAAGCUCAAGAUUCGCAAUCAACAGCGCCUCUUGGCCUCCGCAAAGGUAGACUCUAAAAAAGAGAUUCGGUCAGCAAUCUCGGCCACACAUCCUCUCUCUGGCCCGUCCAAUUCCAAAACAAAGCGAUCCGCUCAAGACAUGUUAGACAGUAAAUCCGAUAGUGAGGACGGAUUUGAGAGGAUGGAAGUCGAUCACGAUAGGCAAAUCGAUGGUCACUCAGACGAUCAGGAAACAGAAGAUGAAGAAACUUCUACGCCCCAGCCCCUUGAAGAUGACGAAAACACCAACACAGGCGAAGCACUUGCGUCACCAUCAAUAGAAAACGAGCGCGAAGACAACAAGCAGGCAUCAGACGAAAAACCUCAAAACAGCACUAUACUAACAAAUUCAGCCGUCCCACCACCCCGAAGAGAGCUUCCGUUUGUUAAGAAGCCACAGGUGGAUCAUAUGCCACCAAGAUCAAUUGAAUCCGUCGCCGCAGGGGAGGAUGCUGAAGCAACGGCGGGGGAAACUGAUGAUGAUGAGUUGUAA